Sorghum bicolor (sorghum) is the source of this 1410-nucleotide messenger RNA. Its product is annotated as rust resistance kinase Lr10. Gene Ontology annotation, biological process: protein phosphorylation. Bases 68 to 1327 code for a protein of 419 amino acids. The record is from RefSeq and is a predicted model, not a curated record. The transcript has 2 exons. Lineage: Eukaryota; Viridiplantae; Streptophyta; Magnoliopsida; Poales; Poaceae. Gene Ontology annotation, molecular function: protein kinase activity; ATP binding.
CCGUGCUCAUUCCCGUGUCCUUUGAACUCGAGUCUCGAGCUAGCUGGUGAAACGCCGGCCGGCAAAGAUGUCACACGCUGCCGUCGCGAUUGGCACCAUCGUAUUCGUCAUUAUCGUCGCCGCGAUAAUUGUGUGCGCCUACAGACGGGCCGAGGCAUGCGCCGGCGGCGUCGCGAGCAGCUACGCGGUGGUGUCGGACCAACAGAUCCGGCACGCCACCAUCGAGAAAUUCCUCUUGGAGAUCAGGCACGACAAGCCCUUCAGGUUCACGUCGCUGCAGCUCGCCGGGUUCACGCGCAACUACACGACCCGGCUCGGUGCCGGCGGCUUCGGCACGGUGUACAAGGGCGUGCUCCCCAACGGCCUCCCCGUCGCGGUCAAGGUCUUCGACCGCAGCCUCGCCCAGAGGUCCCAGGAGGAGCAGUUCAUGGCGGAGGUGGGUACCAUCGGCCGCACCUACCACGUCAACCUCGUCAGGCUCUUCGGCUUCUGCUUCGACGACGUCGUGCGCGCGCUGGUGUACGAGUACAUGGACAACGGCGCGCUCGACGCCUACCUCCUGGGCGGCCAGGGCCGCGGCGUCGGCGUCCCGGCGCUGCGCGACAUCGCCGUCGGCGUCGCCAGGGGCAUCCGGUACCUGCACGAGGAGUGCCAGCAGAAGAUCGUGCACUACGACAUCAAGCCCGGGAACGUGCUCCUCGACGGCGCGCUCACGCCCAAGGUCGCCGACUUCGGGCUCGCGCGGCUGGUGAACCGCGCGGACACGCACGUGUCCGUGUCCUGCGUGCGCGGCACCCCGGGGUUCGCGGCGCCGGAGAUGUGGAUGCUGUCGGGCGUCACGGAGAAGUGCGACGUGUACAGCUUCGGCAUGCUCCUGCUCGAGAUCGUCGGCCGGCGAAGGAACUUCGACGAGGCGGCGCCCGAGAGCCAGCAGUGGUUCCCCACGCUGGCGUGGACCAAGUACGAGACCGGCGAGCUCGUGGACCUCGUCGCGUCCAGCAGCGGCGAGGAGGCUGGCGAUGCGGCCGCCGCGCCGCGUGACGACGAGCAAGAGCAUGAGCCGCGUCGCGAUGAAGAGAUAGUGGAGAGGAUGUGCAAGGUCGCGUUCUGGUGCGUGCAGCAGCAGCCGGAAGCGAGGCCGCCCAUGGGUGCGGUGGUGAAGAUGCUAGAGGGCGAGAUGAGCGUCGCUGCUCCUGUGAACCCGUUCCAGCAUCUAAUGGCGACGCCGGUGACAGCCAACCCGUGGACGACGACGAUGACAGGUAGCGCGGACGCGGUGUCAGCAACUGCAAUUUCUGAGACUAGCAACGAGAUCGUCUCCCUUUGACAAUUGCCUGCACCUGAAAAUGGGCAAGACAUAGUCAAAGCUUUGAGCAUCUAGUCCAUCGACCUGUUUCAUAUUGAAAAAAA